This is a messenger RNA of Scomber scombrus (Atlantic mackerel), 3470 nucleotides long. Its product is annotated as UDP-glucuronosyltransferase 2A2-like. Lineage: Eukaryota; Metazoa; Chordata; Actinopteri; Scombriformes; Scombridae. The coding region runs from base 58 to 1638 and encodes 526 amino acids. The transcript has 2 exons. Gene Ontology annotation, molecular function: UDP-glycosyltransferase activity. The record is from RefSeq and is a predicted model, not a curated record.
CAGCAGGAUCGUGUUUUUACAAGUGAAGCCCGAUAAGCUCUCGAAUUUCUUUCAGAGAUGUAUCGACCAACCCUGCUGGUGCUGGCCGUGCUGCUCUGCUCUUCACUUUUGGUAAAUGGAGGGAAAGUAUUGGUGUUCCCUUUAGACGGAAGCCACUGGAUCAACAUGAAAAUCCUCAUUGAGGAGCUUCACUCCAGAGGCCAUGAAAUCACGGUGAUGCGUCCAUCGGUCAGCUGGUACAUCAAGGCAGAGUCAAAUCUCUACAAGUCCAUCACUAUUAAUACCUCUAAUGGUUUUGAUGAGGAAAGUUUUGGGUCAUUUGUAACCACAAUGUUGAACCUGCGGCGGGAAGGCGCCUCAAUCUGGACUCUUAUGUCUCUGGAGUAUGAAGUGAUAACACAGUUCUAUGAAAUGCAUAAACAGGGGGUGGAGAUGAUGGUUGAUGUGUUUGAGAACAAGAAAUUGAUGCAGAGCCUCCAUGACGCCAAAUAUGAUUUGGUUCUGACGGACCCUGGAAUAGCUGGAGGGGUGCUUCUGGCUCACCGUUUGGGUCUUCCACUUGUCUUCAAUGUGAGGUGGACUAUUCAGGGUGAGGCACAUCAUUCAAUUGCUCCUUCCCCAUUGUCUUAUGUCCCAAUCCCAAUGACAGAGCUGACUGACAAGAUGACGUUUUCUCAGCGGGUCAAGAACGUCCUUUUCUAUGUCUUCACACGUAUUCAAAUCAAGUAUAUCGCAGACCCAAACUAUCAACCAUUUGUCGAUCGUUAUUUCGGCCCUGGUGUUCACUACAUGGAGCUGUUCCAAGCAGCAGACAUCUGGUUGAUGAGGAAUGAUUUUACUUUUGAGUUCCCACGCCCCACAAUGCCCAACGUAGUCUACAUGUCAGGAUUUCAGUGCAAACCCUCCAAGCCCCUCUCUAAAGAACUAGAGGACUUUGUCCAGAGCUCUGGUGAACAUGGCAUCAUUGUUAUGACAUUGGGCACCCUGGUGGCAAAACUUCCUGAAGACAUGACUGAGGACAUUGCUGCUGCUUUUGCCCAACUCCCUCAGAAGGUUAUCUGGAGGCAUAAAGGCAAAAGACCAUCAUCCCUUGGCAACAACACCUUGCUUUUGGACUGGCUGCCUCAAAACGACCUGCUGGGUCAUCCUAAGACCAGAGUGUUUGUAGCCCAUGGAGGCACCAAUGGUGUUCAGGAGGCCGUUUACCACGGUGUUCCCCUGGUCGGCCUUCCCCUCAUGUUCGACCAGCAUGAUAACUUCUUCAGGAUGAAAGCAAGAGGUGUGGCCAAAGUGUUGGACAUUUCAACUCUGAACAAAGACAACUUCCUGCAGGCACUGAAGGAGGUGCUCUAUGAGCCGUCCUACAGGGAGAAGAUGAAGGCACUUUCAAACCUGCACAGAGAUCAGCCCAUGAAACCCAUGGAUCGUGCCAUGUUCUGGAUUGAGUUUGUCAUGAGACACAAAGGAGCUCCACAUCUAAGGACAGAGUCUUACAAGAUGUCCAAGAUCCAGUACCACUCAAUUGAUGUGGUGGCACUUCUGCUGGCAGUUAUUCUGCUAGUUGUGACCAUUUUCAUUGUAACAGUCAAGUUUUUGUGGCGAAUGGUGUUUUCUAGAAGCAAAGUCAAAAAUGAAUGAUGAAUGUGCUGCAACAUAGUUGUGAUACUCUCCCUUUUUUCUGGAAGCUAAUUUAUUGAACAGAAAUCAAGUUUAAGUUAUUCUGUUUUGUAUUUUGAGUCAUGAAAAUUGCAUAAGCAGUCUUGCACUGGCAUCUGUACUCCUCAUUACAUGUAGUAGCAUGCCCUGACAAAUCUCAAAUAGUUCAGUGACCUCCAUCAAGGUGUUGAAAUCUUCCAUCGUGUUUUUUUUCUUUUUCUGUGUUUUUGUGUCCUUUUGUCGUUUAGCAAGGUAUCCCAAAUCUUUGGUAGAUUUUAGGACUUUAGUCAUGUGAUCAAUUCUUAGGUUAAAUCAAGGUACAUUUAAAAAAGUACUUAAUGCAAGUUUUUUUUUUAAAUCCUCAUAAAUGACUACAUUUACUUGAAUAAAAUAAAGUAUAUUUUAUUAAAAUUGAUAUACUGUAUGUCUAUAAAUUGGACUGGGCAAUAAUUCAUUGGUGUUUAUUGACUUUAAGUAAAGUAACAUUUGUAAUGAUAUGCUCUUAACAUGUUAUUGUUCCACUAAAUUUCUGUCGUCCAAAUUAAUUAAUUUGAGCAAUUUGUAGUUAAAAAGAAAAUCACCUGUUUGAAGUUUUCCCUUUUAAAUAUGAAGAGUUUGGUCUCGUGUAAUGCAUAAUAGCUUAUUGCUUGGAACAUUUUGAUUAUUUUAUGUGACUUUAUAAACAUUUAAAUAAUUAAAGGAAUUCAUUAUCAUAUACAUUAAAAUAUCACAUAUGCAAAUUUGUGUAAAGGAAAAAUCGGAGUCCUUGCUGCUCUUUGUACAAGUUUACCUAAAUCAACUGACCAUAAAACUACACAUGUGGACAUUAAACACCAGCAUAUCUAUUUCUUUUCAUGCCAAUUACAACCAGUCCUGUUAGAUUUGGCUGUAAUCCUGCAAACAUAGUACAAGUUUUGGGACUGAAAAACAUUUGAGGAGAAUUAGCAAACUUGGGUUGUUGGUUAAGAUGAUGACAAGACUUUUCAUCUUGAUAAGAUCCUCAACCAUGUGAAGAAGUAAACACUAAUCCAGUUUAAAAUAUCUUACCAAGGAAUGGGACCUCUGCAAGAUGGCAAGUCAUGUCGUUAUAUACUAAACCAGUGGUCUCCAACCCUGCUCCUGGAGAGCUACUGCCCUGCAUGUUUUAGGUAUCUCCUCACUCUAACACACCUGAUUCUAAUAAUCAACUCGUUAUCAAGCCCUUUGACGAGCCUCAGCUGCUUGAUAACGAGUUAGAGUGAGGAGAUACCUAAAACAUGCAGGGCAGUAGCUCUCCAGGAGCAGGGUUGGAGACCACUGUACUAAACCAUCAACAUGAGUUUGUGAAUUAGUUCAGUUUCCCCAUGUCAAUCAAUACUCAGCAGUCACUUUAAGACUUCAAGAAUUAGAGCCAUAUGUAUUGCAGAUCAGAAAUUAAAUAAGGUGGAAGGAAGAAGGAAGAACUUAUACUAGUUUUGCAGGUUUACAGUUAAAUCUGAGAUUUGAGUUCAAUAUACAAAAACAAAGAAUUUUUCGGAUUUAGGAGGUAUAUGGAUGAGGAAGGGUUGUGUUAAUGGGUUGGUAUUUAAAACUUUAUUUUAUGACACUAGGUGAAUAUUUGGGUAACAAACUAAUUUGGGAUUGUUGUUUAUAAAUUAUAUAUGAGUUAAUGGAGGAAUAGUGAGAAGGGGGUAGGAAUUUAAAAAUAUAUUCUUCUUCCUAGUCCUUUUCAAAAAAAUAUUAUUCUUGUUUUGUUUGUUCUCUUUAUUGAUCUGUUUUUAUUUUCAUAUUUGAAAUAAAUAAAUAAAUAAAUAAUAUCAAAUUCUAAGACAACA